This is a messenger RNA of Danio rerio (zebrafish), 3260 nucleotides long. RefSeq names its product otoconin 90 (gene oc90). Gene Ontology annotation, biological process: lipid catabolic process; arachidonate secretion; phospholipid metabolic process. Gene Ontology annotation, molecular function: calcium ion binding; A2-type glycerophospholipase activity. The record is from RefSeq and is marked validated. NCBI's taxonomy places the organism in Eukaryota, Metazoa, Chordata, Actinopteri, Cypriniformes, Danionidae. Gene Ontology annotation, cellular component: extracellular region.
UUAGAAGACAUUGUGAAGUAGAGUUUGGAUGUGUGGAUGUCUGACCACUGAAAAUCUUGAUUCAGUCACACUUUGCAAGACUCAUUGUAUGAAAACUGGAUUGUACGACUGAUUCUUUUAAAGAUGAGGAUGCUGUAUCUUAUUUUCCUCUUCGUACUACAGAAAGUUCACAGCACUGCUGUUUUCUGCCCAGAAACAGAUGACCUCAACUCUGACAAGCUUCUGAUUGGUUGUCUGGGUGUGCGGUUGACCUGGCUGUACGCGGUGUUUGAAGACCUGCGGUCAGUGCUAGAGUUUGCGGUCAGUCUGCGGUGUGAGACUGGACUUUGUCCUGCAGACAUCCAGGAUCACGGGCAUUACUGCAGUAACGCAAACACGCGGGACCUCCAGCAGAUACAGCCCGUAGACGCGCUCGACGGGUGUUGUUUUACUCACUUGAGAUGUUCACAAGAGCUAAAGGAGAGAAACUGCAGUCGCAGGGCACCAACAAACAACAACUACACCUGCAGCUACAACUCCAGCUGCGAUAUGUUGGAUUUCUGUGAUGAAGGAUUCUGUCGGUGUGAUCGAAUGGUUAUAGACUGCAUCAGCUUCAACCGUCCAAUCACAAAACAGGACAGAGAUAACCAGCUUAUCACAUCACAGACAGUUUCUCCCUUUGUGACGGAUCUACUUGAAAAUGACACCUACAUUAGUGAUGUGGUCAAUGUAACAGAAAGUGUGGAUCUUCCCCUGUCAGACAUCGACAUGGAGACCAUGUUCUACGAAGUAAAUGGCAUGCUGAAUGAGACUAUGAGCAACUUCACUAAUGAGCUGGUGCCGGUCAACGACUCUCUGAGCAGCAAUUUCCAGAGCACAGAGUAUCCAGGGAUAUAUCAGUCAGGUCCAGAGGAGGAGGAGAAUGAAGCCGGGGAGAAAGAGCUGGGCAGAAACCCAGACAGAGAAAGCACACUUGAAAGAGAGGAAGAGCCAGUGGAAUAUGAGGAUGGGCUCUCCAAUGUUACUGCUGUGUUGACAACCGAAGAGCCUGCUGGAGACAAUGUGGAAGCCCCUACUACCAACAAUCCAGUGCAAUGGAACAAACUGGACUGGACAAACAAUGAGCCGACUGUUAGCAUGGCGCUAACAGAAUCACAGAAUGUCACAGACUUACCAGAUAAGAACACACCCCACAUGACCCCGCCAACAACAUAUGUACAAACUCACUCACAACCUGACCAUCAUCCAUUUGACGAAGAUGAUUAUGAGAGUGAAGAAGAUAAACUUCAGUUAUUCACAAGCAACACUUUAAAACCUACUACACACACUUUUGAACAUACUACACUCACACAAACGCACACUACAACUAAUUACACACAUGGCAUCACUAAACCACAUGUCGACACACAUGUUAUAACAGAAGAAGAGAGUGAAGAAUCAGGAGAGGAAGGAGAAAAGGAAGUACAAUCUACACAGAGCCCUUAUAUGGUUUUGAUGACCACACCCACUAAAUUAACAACCAAUCAAAGCUCGCAUCACAAAACAACCUCGUCAGUGGUGACCAGUAAAAAUACAGCAGCUUCUGUGCAGUUUCCCUCUAUGAAAGAAAGUGAGGAGAAAUACAUAUCAGAUGAAAGUAAGCCAGAGAGCAAGGAAGAUGAAGAGACAGAAAAAGAGAGGGAUUUAUUAGCAGACCCGCCAAACAAGAGUCUAGAAAGCAGCACAGAACAAAACUACAAAUUAAGCACAACAAAACCAACAACUCCAACUCAAAAAAUGGACAAGGAAGAGAGUAAGGAAGAUUUACAAAGUCAUGAAGAGGAUGAUAAAUCAACCACAAGCCAAACCACCACCAUCCCAUAUAGGGUGAGCCAGAUUAGUCCGUUCAGUUGGGUCAUUCCAGCACCGAUCCCUAAACCUGUGGUUCAUAGUGUAUCACCAGCACCAACAGUGGUAAAACCAACUACGAACCACAAGAGCACAACUGUGGUUCCUCAAAAGCCCAUCAGCACACGGACCACAACAUCAGGACGAGCUACUGUUGAAACCAUCAGUCAUCCUCAGAAACCUCCCCAUCCAAUCACUGAUCGGUCACCCUCAUUGACCACUACGGAACGGCAGGAGUCUGCUGAGGAAGAGGAGGAGGAGGAGGAGGAAGAAAAAGAGCCCUCUGACAGCUCUCAGGAAUCUAAGAAAAUUGAGUCUCUUCGGGUCCGGGGACGAGCGCUGCCGUUUUUUACUUUGUCUCUGUUGGAAGCAGCUGGACUCACAGAUUUGCAGCAGCAAAAAGACUCUGAGGAGUGUAGCAUGUCUUUCCUCCAGUACAGCGCAUCUGGACGGGUGUGGAGGGAUAUGUCUGCUCUAGGAGAAAUGUUACACUGUCUGACCGGACGAUGCCCUCAUGAGUAUCAACACUACGGUUGCUACUGUGGUCAGCAGGGGACAGGACAACCAGUGGACCGACUGGACCGGUGUUGUUUUCUGCAGCAGUGCUGUCUGGAGCAGCUCAGUGUGUUUGGCUGCAGGACAAACAGAAAACUCAACGCUCACAUCAGCUGCCACAAAGCAAAACCUCAAUGUUUCGGAGUGAGUGUGUGUGACCGGCUGCAGUGUGUGUGUGAUCGCUCCACUGCUGAAUGCAUGGCGGCGUCACACUUUAACAGCUCCGCCAGCUCCUCAUGCUCCGGGCCCCGCCCACUGUGUCUCCGCACGGCUCAUUCGUCAGCACAGUCGACCAAUCAGGAGUCCAGCGAGGAGAGCGAUGAAAUAAGCCAAUCACAGCCUCAGAUCAACACACAAUCAGACACAGUUGACAGAAAACCCACACAAAGCAAACCACAACAGGACGUCAGAGAAGAAGAGGAAGACGAAGAAGGAAAGGAGAAAGAGGAAGAAGAAGAAGAGGAGGAAAAGGAACAAGAGGAAGAAGAGGAGGAAAAGGAACAAGAGGAAGAAGAGGAGCAGUAGAAGGAGGUGUUUUUGUCAUUUUGCUAUUUUCAGGCAGCUCUUGAUGAUGUUAUACACAUUUAAUGAAAAGUUUAGUAUUCAGUGAAGAUCUGCUGGUUUUUGACCUACUGAAAGACCUUUUAUAUUCGGCUGUUUAAUUAAAGAAUAAAGGCAUUUUUUGUUCAGAUAAAAUGAUAGAAUGUUGAUAAAAUAUGUUGAUUUCUGUAAAGAGAAAUGUUGAAUAUAUAUUGGUAAAUUGAACUUUUAUGCUUUUACAAUUGACUAUUUUUAUCUGAAUAUUUCAGUUUUAUUAUCAGUAAAUUUAGUACCUCAAA